AUGUAUCUGUUCAUUUUUUUCUACCUCCUAAUGAGCUUUUUUGAAGAAGUGCAUGGUUUUUGUCCUUCACAAUGCACGUGCGUUUACCAUGGCAGAAGUGAUGGCACUGGAGCAAGGUCUGUGCUCUGUAAUGAUCCUGACAUGUACGAGAUCCCUGUGAAUGUUCCCGUGGAUACUGUAAAACUACGUAUAGAGAAAACUGUCAUACGAAGGAUUCCAACUGAAGCAUUUUACUACCUAGUAGACCUCAAAUACCUGUGGCUAACUUACAACUGCAUAGCAAACAUUGAUAUCAGCAGUUUCUAUAACUUGAAACUACUGCAUGAGCUACGGCUGGAUGGUAAUCUGCUCUCAACUUUUCCUUGGGAAUCACUGGCUGAGAUGUACCUGAGAAACCUCACCUACCUGGACAUAUCCAGCAACAAACUAACCACCUUGCCAUCAGAUUUGAUGGACAUUUGGCCCCCCUUCUCGGAAGCUGUUCUAUCCAAGACCACAGACAUUCUGGUGACCGAGAGGGUAAUUUUGGGUUUGCAGGACAACCCAUGGUUUUGCGACUGUCGCAUUUCAAAGCUAAUUGAGUUUUCCAAAAUUGUGGACAACUCAGUUGUACUUCUGGAUCCAUUGGUUUUGUGUAGUGGACCUGAAAGCCUGGCAGGAAUCUUGUUCCAGAGAGCUGAGUUAGAGCAAUGUCUUAAACCAUCUGUGAUGACAUCAGCAACAAAAAUCACUUCCCCGCUUGGAAGCAACGUUCUGCUACGCUGUGAUGCGACUGGGUACCCGACACCACAACUUACUUGGACUAGGUCAGACAAUAUACCAGUGAACUAUACAGUAAUUCAAGAAACACCUGGAGAGGGUGUCAGAUGGUCCAUAAUAAGUUUGACAGGGAUUUCAUACAAGGAUGCAGGAGAAUACAGAUGUAAAGCCAAGAAUUUGGCAGGAAUGUCAGAAGCUGCUGUUACUGUCACAGUGGUUGGUGUAGUUACUACAACUGUGUCACCACAGAAGUAUGGAAGGAAGCAAGAGGCAGAGAAACAGAAUACCACUCAGGAGGAACCCAAGCAGGAACCUGAGAGGACAACUACACCUCUUCCCACAACUCCAAACACCACAACACUGGUUAGCACUGAAAGGCCAACGAGCACCAGGUUCACUGACAAGAAGCAAUCCAGACCUGUGUUUGAUGGAAGGAAGAAUUCAAAGGCAGUAACAAAUGGAAACAAAAAGCAGACUGGGGAGAUAAACAAGGAAGAUGGUGCUGAGCAAGAUGUUACUGUAAAGGACCUGAGAGUGAUCAGUGAAACUGAUGAAAGAGUGACCUUAACUUGGAAAACUGUCAAUGCCACAAGCAACUCUGCAGUGACUGUGUUAUACUCAAAGUAUGGUGAGAAAGAUAUGUUGCCUCUGAGCACUGAUUCUAGCAAAAACAGAGUCACAAUUGAUGGUUUGCAUCCUAGUACUCAGUAUAUGGCAUGCGUGUCACCUAAAGGAGUGCCACCUACAAAAGAGCAGUGCAUUAUUUUCUCCACUGAUAGUCUAAAUGAUGAAAGCAGCUCUCAGUUUUCUACUCUGAUAUUGGCCAGCAGUGCAGCAUGUGCGGUUUUUUUACCUUUGAUAAUUUUCUUAAUCUACAAAGUUUUAAAACUUCAUUUGAAACCAAGAACUGCAAAGGAAGCUGAACUUGCAAGAGAGACCUAUGUGAAAUUUGAAACACUCUCUCUGAAGCCUCGACCGAUGAAUGCAGGAGAGCAGCUUUGGGCACGAAGGUACACAGAUGAGUCAGAGAGACUCCUCCUUUGUUCAAGGUCAAGCAUGGAUUCUCAAAUGACCUUCAAAAGCGAGGGCUCUAGGUCUGAGUAUCUGUGUUGA
Molecule: messenger RNA, 1872 nt
Organism: Chaetura pelagica (chimney swift)
Lineage: Eukaryota; Metazoa; Chordata; Aves; Apodiformes; Apodidae
Gene: LRIT3
Product: leucine-rich repeat, immunoglobulin-like and transmembrane domains 3
Exons: 6
Coding region: 1-1872 (623 amino acids)
Molecular function (GO): protein binding
Source: RefSeq, a predicted model, not a curated record